Molecule: messenger RNA, 1299 nt
Organism: Ricinus communis (castor bean)
Lineage: Eukaryota; Viridiplantae; Streptophyta; Magnoliopsida; Malpighiales; Euphorbiaceae
Product: nuclear transcription factor Y subunit C-2
Exons: 2
Coding region: 266-1084 (272 amino acids)
Biological process (GO): regulation of DNA-templated transcription
Cellular component (GO): nucleus
Molecular function (GO): DNA binding; protein heterodimerization activity; DNA-binding transcription activator activity, RNA polymerase II-specific
Source: RefSeq, a predicted model, not a curated record
AAAAAGAGAGAAGUCGACUCUCUCUCUCUCUCUCUCUCUAAAUUUUCAAAGACUCGUUACAUUCAAAAGCUUCUGUAUCCCUCCCUUUUAACCCUCACCUUUCUCUGUAUAAAAUUUCUCUAUUCUCUCUCUCUCUCUCUCUUAGGGUUUCUACUACUCGACAUCUCUUUGUGUUAGAUUCAGCUGCAGAUUUAUGGUGUUAUACUUUACAGGUUGAUGAGAAAAAUAGGUAGGACGUAGGCACAAGAAACUCGUAUAAUUAAUCAUGGAUCAAUCAGAACAAGGUCAACAGCAACAGCAACAGUCCCAGCAACCUGUAAUGGGAGUUGUAGCUGGUGCAGGUCAGAUGGCCUAUAGUACUGCUCCCUACCAAACUACUGCAAUGAUGGCUUCUGGAGCACCUGCCAUAGCAGUGCCUUCCCCAACUCAGCCCCCGUCCAGUUUCUCUAAUUCCCCUCACCAGCUCACCUACCAACAGGCCCAGCACUUCCAUCAUCAACAGCAGCAGCAGCAGCAGCAGCAGCUUCAGAUGUUCUGGGCCAACCAGAUGCAAGAAAUUGAGCAAACAAUGGACUUCAAGAAUCACAGCCUUCCACUUGCUCGAAUUAAAAAAAUAAUGAAAGCUGAUGAAGAUGUGAGAAUGAUUUCAGCUGAGGCUCCUGUUAUAUUUGCAAAAGCAUGUGAAAUGUUCAUCUUGGAGCUGACUUUGCGGUCAUGGAUUCACACAGAGGAGAACAAGAGGAGAACCUUACAAAAGAAUGAUAUUGCAGCUGCCAUUUCAAGGACCGAUGUUUUUGAUUUCUUGGUUGAUAUUAUUCCUAGAGAUGAGUUGAAAGAGGAGGGAUUAGGGGUCACCAAGGCUACUAUUCCCAUGGUUGGUUCUCCAGCUGAUAUGCCAUAUUAUUAUGUUCCACCCCAGCAUCCUGUGGGACCUCCAGGGAUGAUCAUGGGAAAGCCAGUUGAUCAAGCUGCAGGGUAUGGAGGGCAGCAGCAGCCACGGCCGCCCAUGGCAUUCAUGCCAUGGCCACAGACUCAACCACAACAGCAACAGCAACAACCGCAACAGCAGCAAAGUGAUACCUAAUCAAAGGCCACUUUAAAGUGGCAGGUGUUUUAUUAGGGUAUAGAACUGGACAUCAGCAAUGAAUUUUAUUAGUAUCCUAUGUCUGUAGUGAAGGGUUAACUUAGAAGUAGUGCGUACUUGAAAUGCCAAAACUGCGCCGCUUGCUUAUUCUAGUUAAAUUUGUAAGCGGAGGCUUGUGUUUGCUCUUAUUUGGUAAGAUCUUUAUGAUUUAGUGA